CUCUCUAUUCUAAUAAAAUGAAAUACCGUUUAGUCGUUGACUACAACAACCAACAUCGCCUCCAAUGAAAGCGAGGCAGUGUAAACACAAGUCCAGGAACAUGAAAAGAUCGGGUGACAGUGAGGGGGAGAAGAGAAGAAAGAGGCGAAAGCUACUGCAGGAGUUGGGAGACCAGAAGAUUCCCUUUCUGGGACCCUCAGAUCGGGGCUAUCAGCAACUGUGGGACUCCAGUUACUCCGGCCUGGUUCUGAGGAGAUCCUGCUCGCUGCCCGUUGAGCUCCAUGGCCGGGUGCAGGCAGCUCUGCUCACUCUGAGAAGUAAGGGCUGCCUCCUGAGGGAUUUGGUCCGCGUCCGUGACCGAGAUGUAUUCACCGCGGUUUCCCGGGCUCUGCUGGGUGAGCCGGGCCACACCUAUCGUUAUCUAGACACACGGCUCUUUGCCAUCCCCUGGCACAGUGAGGACUUGGAGGUCAAAGGACAAAACUGUUGUGACCCUGACUUGAGGGCUGCAUGCAAGGCAUUGUGCGAGCUUAACACCUACUUCUGCUCUGAUGUGUCUCAGCUGAAGGAAGGAGACAGGCUGACACAAUGUGCGAAGGGGGAUGCAGAAACCAAACAGGGUGAAGAGGGCGAAACAGGCUCUAAACACAGCGAAGACUCCAAGAACAGUGAAGGAGGGGACUCAGAGUCCCGACAAAGUGAAGAGGGGGACACAGAGUCCAAGCACAGUGAGGAGUGGGACAUUGAGUCGAAACACAGUGAAGAAGGUUGCUCUGGGGCAAAACAAGAAGGAGAAUGGGAGACAGAGUCCAGACACAGCAGCGAGGAGGGGGAGUCCUCCCAGGUCAAACCAAGUGACGUGGGCGUCACAGGGGGGUCAGAACACAGUGAAGGGAAACUUCCUGGCUGGGCGCCUAAGGCCUUCCCUGCUGCAGAGAAUAAACCUGCGGGACUAGGGGCCCAGGAGAAACCUGUGGCCCAACUUAAGCACAGCUUGUCAGAUUACCACAUUGAGGACAGGGAUAAACAGGAAAGUGGGCAGGGGUGUUCCCAACCGAGUCCUCCGCAGGUAUGCACCGGUCCGGUCAAGUUCAAUGUCACCUUACUCAACUACAUGGACCCGGCAGCUAUGAGCCAACUCAAAGAGGAGCCUUACUAUGGCAUGGGGAAAAUGGCGGUAGGGUGGCACCACGAUGAGAACCUCAUCAGUCAUUCGCCAGUGGCUGUUUACAGCCACAGCUGUCACGAUGAGAAAGGUGAGAGCAGUGAGGGAGGCAGCGGUGAGAAGGCAUGCUGGAGGAUUGGACUCAAGGUAGCCUGGGACAUCCACACACCUGGCCUGAUGCUGCCAUUGGAGUCUGGAGACUGCUAUUACAUGAGAGAUGACCUGAACAGUACCCACCAGCACUGUGUCCUGGCUGGAGAGACCGCACGUUUCAGCUCCACACACAGAGUGGCCGAGUGUUCCAGUGGGACCCUGACCUACAUCCAGUCUCGGUGUCAAGAGGCCCUGUCCAACCUGCACACUGACCCAGAGACAGGCUCCCACAGCCUGCUGGCCCUGCUGCCGACAACGCUACAGCACAGUGAGGAGAUUCACAAUGAGGUGGAGUUCGAGUGGCUACGGCAGUACUGGUUUCAGGGCCAGCGCUUCGCCCGAUUCUGCAGCUGGUGGACCAGACCGAUGGAGCAGCUGGAGAAGGACUGGAAGCUCAUGGAGACGAUGACUAUGCUCCUCCUCAAGACAGUGGAGGAGGAGGGCCAGGAAGGAGAGGGAAGGAGGGAGAUGGCAGAAACCCUGCUGUCUUCUUUGACAGACAGACACCAGCAAAGACAGACAUGGAGAGACAGGUGCCACUCGAGUCUGGCCCAGACAUUACCCCCUGAGGAGGCCCCAGUAGACCGGCCCUUCUGGGGUGUGGAUGACCCCAGCAUGCCUCUGCCCUUUGAUCUGUCUGACAUCAUCAACAGAGUGGAGUCACUGCUCUGGAGGUGGGCCCGAUAUGGUGAAGUGUGGAAAUUUGCUUAUGCACACAUUGGAUACAUACAUAGCUGAGGCAGCAUGCAUUCAUUCACAGGUUGCAACUUGUCUAUUCAUUACUCACCCAUGAUGUAAUGGUAAUUUUAUUAUUACUUGGGAAAAAAAAUACACAGACACAUAUAGAAACAUAGAUAGUAUUUGCAUGUUGUGCAUGCCAAGCGACAUGUGCCAAAAAAAAAACUGUCCCAAGGUCUGAGCAAACGGUAUGUCCACUUAGGGACACUGUGGGGCCCCUAAACGAAUAUGAAAAGCCAAUGAAUUACUGUGAAUGACAACCACUUUUUUAAAUUUGUCUUUCAGUUCGGAAGCUGCUCUCUGAAAAAGUUUGUCCUGUCCUUGAUGACUUCAUGUAGAGAUACACAAAACACACACCUGCUGUCACACAUAUGUUAUAUUUUCCACCUAACUGCUCUGCAAGUUCUACCACAGACUCUAAUGGUAGAUAUGAUCCUCUGUGCAGCAUCUUAAUGAGGGUUGAAGUUAAAGAUGCCAUGUUAUGAUGAAGUAGUAUUUCCCAAUUGCAUGCAUACCUUAUGCAACAGUACAUGCUUUGUAAGAGCAGCUGCAGUACAUACUAAAAGCAAUGAGUAAAAAUAUGUGAUUUGGAACGCAGGCUACACUCUAACCUUUACCAACUUCUUUUCUUCCCCAACAGGAUGUGAAGGAUGGAUAAAUGAAGUGAGAAAGAAAGACAAGAAAAAAACCCACCAGCUUUUCUGAAUGGCCCCCACAUCAUCUGCGGGGAUGGACCACUGAAGACACCUCUGUUGUGAUCCCACCAAGAUUGAUUUCCUUUUGAUUGGUUCACUUACACCCCCCACCCGCCCUUACUCCACCCUCCACUACCCCACCUGACCCCCAGCAUCUCAGCCACCCAGCUCGGAGUUGGCUAGAAGGAAUCCAGAGCACCAUGAUAGAACCAGAAUAGUGCUUCAGUAACAUGCUAACAAAGCAAGCUUAGCGACAAGCUUCUAGUGUCACAACGGUCUAACGAAACAUAAGUGGAACCUGCAUUUCAGUGUUAGCAUACAUUGUGUAACUAUUUAUUAUUUCAGUGUAUUCUUUUACUUAAUCUCAUGUAACCCAGACAUGCUUUUAUCAAUAGAUCGACUCAUUCUCAGUAGUCACAGUACAGUACAUACAUAGGUAUAUGCUUUCUAUUUGUCACAGUGUUAUAAUACAGUAUGGAAUGGUUAAAAAAAAACUUUGCUCACAUGGUAUUGCAUUCUUCACUUGUGUAUAGUGUAUUCCCUUUUAUUGUGUUCAGAAAUGGAAUGAAGAGACCAAAGAAAGAUUAUUAUAAGAAAGUUAUGAAUGUCGCCCAAUGGAGAACAUGAAGAAUGUGUUGUUUAGUGUUUACGCUGCGAUGGUAUGCUUGUGCCAUUUAGAUGUGCGAAAGUGUGUGUGUUUGUUUGUGUACAUUUAGCCAUGUGAAUAUCGUUUGUGUUUGUGCACGUGCACGCUCACUCUCCCACAUGUCGACAUGAAGGUGCACGCGUGUGUAUGAAUGUGAUAGUGUGUGUGAGCCUGUAGGCAGCCUGCCAGUUGUUUGUUCUUGAAGAUAUGCAUAUGGAGAAACAGAGACUAGCAGCGGGGCUCCUCUGCCUCUGCUCUGAUGAAAGGCAGCACUGAUAGAAUGACCCGGAACACAACCGCCGUUUCUCAUAAUUACAGCUGUUCAAUCGCUUUUAAUUACUCUUAAAGUGUGUAGAGCACCACAUUCCCCUGUAAUGCUGCAGGCCAUCCGAGAGAGCUAGAGAAAGAUCCGGCACUUCUGACAAAAUCCACUUUCAAAACAGCUAAAAAGGGUGGAAAAGGGGGCCGACGUCAAAGCAGUGUAGCAGCCCUCCUCGUUUGAUUCCUUUCUCUAUCUAGUUCAUGAUGAAGUAGAGACGCUGUUUACUAUUAAAAAUGCAGAAUGCACUCCUUUUUUUACUUCUGAAGUUUUUUUUUCCAAGAUGUUAAUGGUUGCCAAACGCUGUUCUUCUUGCUUCUUCUUUUGCUGCGCCUCUCUUGUUUGUUGUUGUCAGAGAGAUUUGUUUGUAGAUCGGCAGUAGCGUUGACUUGUUUGAAUCACUCUGUGCUCCCUGCGCCACAGCUUGUCUGUCUGAAGCAAUAGGAAUGGCAGUAAAUAAAAAA
This is a messenger RNA of Centropristis striata (black sea bass), 4180 nucleotides long. RefSeq names its product FTO alpha-ketoglutarate dependent dioxygenase (gene fto). Gene Ontology annotation, biological process: DNA alkylation repair; regulation of multicellular organism growth; RNA repair. The coding region runs from base 65 to 2056 and encodes 663 amino acids. The transcript has 9 exons. The record is from RefSeq and is a predicted model, not a curated record. NCBI's taxonomy places the organism in Eukaryota, Metazoa, Chordata, Actinopteri, Perciformes, Serranidae. Gene Ontology annotation, molecular function: ferrous iron binding; broad specificity oxidative DNA demethylase activity; mRNA N6-methyladenosine dioxygenase activity.